Messenger RNA from Zootermopsis nevadensis, 1503 nucleotides. It is a transcript of the gene Las, whose product is annotated as lipoyl synthase, mitochondrial. Lineage: Eukaryota; Metazoa; Arthropoda; Insecta; Blattodea; Termopsidae. Gene Ontology annotation, biological process: lipoate biosynthetic process. Gene Ontology annotation, cellular component: mitochondrion. The record is from RefSeq and is a predicted model, not a curated record. Gene Ontology annotation, molecular function: lipoate synthase activity; 4 iron, 4 sulfur cluster binding.
GUGAUCUCUGUGCAGCACUGUAUAGUUACCAUGGGGUGGUUGUGUUUGUGUACUUAAUAAUUGCUUAUUAUUGGGAAUAAAUCUUAAUGUGUAUAAAGAAGAUAAUUUACAUGUAGUUAUUGUCUUUAAGACUGUUUCUGCAAAAACCUGGUGAAUAAGGAAUCUCAUCAUGUUUCGGUCACACGUUCUACAAUUUAAACACAAUUUUAAGUUUGAGUGCAGAAGGUGUAAGAAUAUCUCAUCUGAAGAAAUAAAACUUGGACUUCCUGCAGAAGCUCGUCACAGAUUAGCGAAUGGACCGGGACUACAAGAGUUUCUUUCCAAUCCUCCGAGGAACUGGGAGGAAUAUGAUGGAAAAUUAAAACGUGAGAAAGGAGAGUCUGAACGGUUGCGGUUGCCACCAUGGCUGAAGACCAACAUCCCUACAGGCAGUAACUAUUCCCGCAUAAGAGAUCAACUUCGACAGUUAAACUUGCAUACAGUGUGUGAAGAGGCACGCUGUCCUAAUAUUGGAGAAUGCUGGGGUGGUGGCAAGCAUGGUAGUGCUACUGCCACAAUUAUGCUUCUUGGAGACACUUGCACCAGAGGUUGUCGUUUCUGUUCAGUGAAGACAUCCCGAGCACCACCUCCUCCAGAUCCAAGUGAGCCAGUCAACACUGCUGUUGCUAUUGCUGCGUGGGGAUUGGAUUAUGUGGUUCUAACUUCUGUUGACAGAGAUGAUUUGCCAGAUGGAGGAUCACAUCAUUUUGCUGAAACUGUGCGAGAAAUCAAGCAUCAGAAUUCAAAUAUUUUGGUGGAAUGCCUAGUCCCAGAUUUCCGUGGUGACUUGGAUGCUGUCAAGACUAUUGCUGACUCAGGACUCGAUGUAUAUGCUCACAACAUUGAGACAGUUGAGUCUCUGACCCCAUACGUUAGGGAUCGAAGAGCACAAUACAGGCAAUCUCUGAAGGUUCUUAAUGUGGCAAAAGAAGUUAAUCCAGACCUUAUUACAAAAUCUUCCAUCAUGCUAGGUCUUGGAGAAACUGAUGAGCAAGUACAGCAGACAUUAAAAGACCUACAGGAUGUUGGUGUGGAUUGUGUCACAUUAGGGCAAUACAUGCAGCCAACAAAGCGACAUCUGAAGGUUGUCGAAUAUGUUACACCAUCAAAAUUUCAACACUGGGAAGAAGUAGGCAACUCAAUGGGAUUCCUAUAUACAGCAAGUGGUCCUCUAGUUCGCAGCUCUUACAAAGCUGGCGAGUUCUUCAUUGCUAGUAUCUUGCAGAAGAGGAAGGUUAAUGCCAAGUAGUUUUACUGGAUAUUGCCAAAAUUGAUCUGACUAGCAACAGAGUAUCUUGUCUGAAAUCCUGAUAUUAUCUGUAUAUAGGGUUGUUAUUUAUGAGAUCUGGGAGAAGUAUAGUUCUUCACUACAUUUCAAACUUUUGGCUCUCUUUGGAUCAAAGUAUAAAUCUUAUCGUUGUGAGUAUAUUUAUACAUAUAAUAUAAAUGAAAUAUGUAAGGUUU